Molecule: messenger RNA, 207 nt
Organism: Phytophthora nicotianae INRA-310
Lineage: Eukaryota; Oomycota; Peronosporomycetes; Peronosporales; Peronosporaceae
Exons: 2
Coding region: 1-207 (68 amino acids)
Source: RefSeq, a predicted model, not a curated record
AUGCUAGUGAAUAUGCAAUUGAAUGGCUGGGCAGUACUCCAGCUCCAGACACCCUUCUCCGACACGCAGGAGCGUUUGAAAAUAGACUCCAAGUAUGGCUACGUGAAGAUUUUCCUGAAUAACGCGGGCAUCAGCAACGACUACUCCAAGGAGAACGUGGACGACCGUGAGGACGCUCAACAUGCCAACCAAAACACCCGCAUCUGA